Molecule: messenger RNA, 1600 nt
Organism: Drosophila biarmipes
Lineage: Eukaryota; Metazoa; Arthropoda; Insecta; Diptera; Drosophilidae
Product: succinate--hydroxymethylglutarate CoA-transferase
Exons: 1
Coding region: 113-1432 (439 amino acids)
Molecular function (GO): catalytic activity
Source: RefSeq, a predicted model, not a curated record
AGUGGCCGCCGAUCAAGUUGUUCUGCAAAACUUUCCAUACACAUCGCAUUAUAUGUACACACAGCCGUCAGAUUAGUUGACCCACAAGCAACAACAACUGAACCGCAGAACCAUGCUGUCACGGAACUGGCGACUCGGCCGGGGAUUUGUUAAUUACGGAGUUUGCCGGCAGAGCUUGAGAAACUUUGCAGCCGCUGGCGAUAAAAACAAAGGCCCCGAUAAUGCCAGCGCUGCGGACGAACGGCACCCCCUACAUGGCAUCCGGAUUUUGGACCUAUCGCGCAUAAUCGCCGGUCCCUAUUGCACCAUGGUGCUGGCCGAUCUAGGGGCGGAGGUCAUCAAGGUGGAGCGCCCCCAUUUUGGCGACGAGGCUCGCAAGUGGGGUCCACCUUUCCUGGAGAACAGCAAAGAUGCCGCCUACUUCCUGGCCCCCAAUCGCAACAAGCGGAGCAUCUGCAUCGACAUUAAGAGAGGCACUAAGCUCCUCCACAAGCUGGCCGAGAUUAGCGAUGUGCUGGUGGAGAACUAUGUGCCUGGUACUUUGGAGCGCUAUAAUUUGGGCUACGAACAGCUGAGGAAGGUCAACCCCAAGCUUAUCUAUUGCUCUAUGACGGGCUACGGCUCCGUGGGUCCGUAUGCCAAGCGACCGGGCUACGAUGUGAUUGCCUCCUCGGUGGGUGGGCUGAUGCACAUCACCGGCGAGCGGGAUGGACCGCCCAGCAAGGUGGGCGUGGCCGUGACGGACAUGUCCACAGGGCUCUACGCCCAUGGCGCCAUUCUGGCAGCGCUCUACCAAAGGACCCGCACUCAGCGUGGCCAGAAGAUCGAGGUGGACCUGCUGUCCACCUGCUGCUCCCUGUUGCUGAACGUGGGCAGCAACUAUCUAAACUCCGGAGUCGAAGCAGGAAGGAUGGGCACUGCCCACUCGAGCAUAGUUCCUUACCAGAGCUUCAAGACCAAGGAUGGCUAUCUCACCCUGGGCACUGGCAGUGAUGUUCAGUUCGAGGAUCUGUGUCGUCGCCUGAAGGUGGAACACUUGCCGCAGGAUCCCAAGUUCAAGACCAACAAGGAUCGAGUCAUAAAUCGGAAGGAGCUAAUUGGUUUCCUGGAGGAAAUGCUAGCUGGGAACACCUCCCGCAACUGGAUGAAGCUCUUCGAGGGCGCCUCCUUUCCCGUGGGACCUGUGAACUCCAUUCCCGAGGUUUUCGAGGACGAGCACAUCAAGGCCAUCGGCCUGGUUAAGAGCCUGCGGCAUCCGAAGGACGGAACCGUUAAGGUGGUGGGUCCUCCAGUGGUCUUUAGCGAAGCGCGGAACGAUGCCCGGACAGCUCCUCCGACUCUGGGACAGCACACGGAUGAAGUGCUGGGGGAACUAUUGGGCUUUGGGCCGGAGGAACUUGCCGAGCUGAAGAAGGAAAACAUUAUUCAGUGAAUGCAGAUCAUUAUCCUGAUUCUCAGAGUUUUAGAUCCUAAGUUUUACGAGGAAAUAUUUUAGUGAUAACCGUGCAUUUAUCGUAAAGUCUUUUACAAUCAUAGAGCGAUAUGUAAAUUUAGCAAAUGAUGUUUAACUAUACCAAAUACAUCCCAUUUUUAAUGCAAA